This is a messenger RNA of Ochlerotatus camptorhynchus, 3666 nucleotides long. RefSeq lists its product as uncharacterized. Bases 1 to 3666 code for a protein of 1221 amino acids. Gene Ontology annotation, molecular function: nucleic acid binding. Lineage: Eukaryota; Metazoa; Arthropoda; Insecta; Diptera; Culicidae. Gene Ontology annotation, biological process: DNA integration. The transcript is spliced from 2 exons. The record is from RefSeq and is a predicted model, not a curated record.
AUGGAGUCGGAAUCAAGGGUCAUCCAACUCGGCAUAUCUGGGACGGAUAGUAGCAAGCGUCAUACUCUCGAGUGCGUACGUACGGUUGAUCGUUUGGAUCUUCCUCCGCAGUCCUUGCAAUUCAAUCAACUGGUUCAACAGUUUCCUUACCUUCGGGGUCUUCCGGUGAAAAGUUAUAACGGAGCCACCCCUCGCAUCCUAAUUGGUUUAGAGGACACGGAGCUACUAGUAACGUUGAAGAAACGAGCAGGUAGACCUUCUGAACCAGUCGCAACGAAAACUAAACUUGGUUGGACAGUAUACGGAACGGUGGAAGGCCUGAACGAACCAUUUGAACACCGUCUUCUGCACAUCUGUUCUGGUUCCAAUGAUCGGGAACUACAUGACGUUGUCAAGGUGUUUUUCUCGAUCGAAAACACUGGUGUAGUGGCUGCGCCAGCGGUAGAAGCAGAAGAUGUCCGGCGGGCACGGGAGAUCAUGCAACGGACCACGGUUCGCACAGCUUCCGGAAGGUUUGAGACGGGCUUGCUGUGGUGCUAUGAUUAUAUCGAAUUUCCGAACAGUAGACCGAUGGCAGAGCGGCGUCUUAAGUGCCUAGUGCGAAGACUAGAGAAAACACCUGAACUCUACGAAAACGUCAGGCAGCAGAUUGCUUCUUACGAGUCCAAAGGAUACGCUCAUCGAGCAUCGGCGGAAGAGUUGGCCAAAUUUGACCCUCGAAGAACUUGGUAUCUUCCCCUCGGAGUGGUUAUUAAUCCAAACAAGCCGGGAAAAAUUCGAGUGGUUUGGGAUGCUGCGGCGAAGGUGGAUGGAGUCUCGUAUAACUCUAUGCUUCUGAAGGGACCGGACCUGCUCGCGUCUCUUCCUGCGGUUCUACAGCGUUUUCGUCAACGGCAGAUAGCAGUAACGGGUGAUAUCAGAGAAAUGUUUCACCAGCUCCUGAUUCGCUCCGAAGAUCGUCAAAGUCAGCUUUUCCUGUGGUACGACAGUCCGUCUGGCGAAAUACACGUCUAUGUCAUGGACGUAGCGACGUUUGGGUCGACAUGCUCACCGUGCUCUUCCCAAUACGUCAAGAAUCUGAAUGCAGAAGAAUGGAGGUGCGAGUUCCCGGAAGCUGUAGAUGCUAUCGUACAUAACCACUACGUGGACGAUUAUCUCGACAGCAGGGAUUCUGUGGAGGAAGCGACGAGUAUUGCAACAGCAGUAAAAGAGGUCCAUGCGAAAGACGGAUUUGAAAUCCGUAAUUGGCUAUCGAACUCGGAUGAGGUUGUGCGACGGGUCGGGCACGACAGCGUUGCAGAUCUUGCCAAGAGCUUUGCAGUAGACAAAAACAAUGGCACGGAAAGAGUUCUGGGAAUGUUGUGGCAGCCUUCCAGUGACGUUUUCACGUUUUCCAUACGCUUCCGUGAUGGGAUAUCCCAGAUAUUGAACGACAGGGUUGUUCCAACGAAGCGCGAAGUCUUGAGGCUUGUAAUGAGUCUUUUUGAUCCUCUUGGCUUAGUGGCCGCUUUCGUAGUACACGGAAAGUGUAUCAUCCAGGACAUCUGGAGGUCCAAUGUGAGCUGGGACGAGCAAAUUCCGGAAGAGAUCUUCAACCGAUGGCGUCGCUGGGUGGAAGUACUGAAAGAGCUGGAUCAAGUCACUAUCCCUCGCUGCUACUUCCCAAACUAUUCACCAAACAGCUUGGACACACUUGAAUUGCAUGUGUUUGUUGAUGCAAGUGAGGAAGCGUACGCCUGCGUUGCUUACUUUCGCAUCAUCGAUCGUGGUCAGGUCCGCUGUGCACUUGUAUCUGCAAAAUCGAAGGUCGCUCCACUAAAACCACUGUCAAUUCCGCGGUUGGAACUGCAGGCAGCGGUCAUAGGAAGCAGAUUGGUGAAGUCAAUUGAGGAAAACCACACGCUGCCGAUUCGUCGUAGAGUAAUCUGGAGCGAUUCAAGCACGGUGUUAUCGUGGAUACAGUCGGACCAGCGCAAAUACCGUCAGUUUGUGGCGGUUAGAAUCAGCGAAAUCCUAGAUGUGACCAAUAUAGAGGAAUGGCGUUGGGUGCCAACGCGCCUUAACGUAGCGGAUGAAGCAACGAAGUGGGUGAAAGAACCCAGCUUCCAUGCGGAUUGUAGGUGGUUUGUCGGACCUGAGUUUUUGUACCAGGAGGAGUCGGCGUGGCCAAAAAGGAUUCUGCCAACGAAGGACACUGCUGAGGAGAUGCGCCCGAUACAUGCCCAUCAUCGGAAAAUUCCUGAACCUCUGAUAAACUACAGCAGGUAUUCCAAGUGGGAAAGAUUAUUGAGAGCCACAGCAUUCCUUCUGCGGUGUGUGAAUAACUGCAGAAGCAAAAUCAACGGAGAUCCUGUCGAACUCAACCCCAUUUUGUCUCAACGGGAGCUGAAGAAUGCCGAGGAGUUUCUUUGGCGUGCCGUGCAGAUGGAGGCAUAUCCUGAUGAAAUCAUCGUGCUCGGAAGACAGCAGCAACAAUCGAGUGCAGCAAGGUUGGAAAAAACAAGCCCGCUUCACAAAUUAUCACCUUUCGUCGAUGAGACGGGAGUAAUUAAACAGGAAGGGCGAAUUGGUGCUGCCAACUACGCUUCCUAUGACGCUAGGUUCCCAAUAGUGCUUCCACGGAACCAUUACGUGACUGGACUCGUUUUGGAUUGGUAUCACCGUAAAUACGCACACUGCAACGUGGAGACUAUUGUUAAUGAGGUUCGGCAAAAAUUCCACAUUUCUAACUUGCGCACGGCAGUGCGCAAACAGAUACGAAAGUGCAACUGGUGUAUCGUCUACAAGGCUACCCCACGGGCUCCGAGAAUGGCGCCCCUUCCAGAGGCCAGGAUGUCUUCAUACGUACGUCCUUUCUCCUUUACCGGAGUGGACUAUUGCGGACCUUUCUACAUCCGGAUCGGUCGUAGUAGUGUGAAGAGAUGGGUAGCGCUCUUUGUGUGCCAAACCGUGAGAGCCAUCCAUUUAGAGGUCGCAAGCAGUCUGUCAAGUGAAUCCUGCAAAAUGGCUGUGCGACGGUUCAUCGCAAGAAGAGGUGCUCCGCAGCAGAUCUUCAGUGAUCAAGGAACCAAUUUUCAUGGCGCUAGGAAGGAGUUGAAACAGGAGAUUGCAGGCAUCAACCAGAAACUGGCUGACACCUUUACCAACUGCAACACUCAGUGGAUUUUGAAUCCACCAGCUGCCCCACACAUGGGUGGCUCGUGGGAACGACUGGUCCGUUCGGUCAAAAUAGGUUUAAACACGCUCUCUACCAGCAGGAAUCCGGACGAAGAGACCUUUGGAACCGUUCUGGUCGAGGUUGAAGCCAUCGUGAACUCUAGGCCGCUAACGCACGUGCCACUUGAUUUGGAAGAUGACGAAGCGCUUACCCCCAAUCAUUUUUUGAUGUUGAGCUCCAGUGGUGUUGUGCAGCCAACCAAGUCGCCUGUUGAUACUGGCGCUGUUCUCAAAACCAACUGGGGCCACGCGCAGAGUCUUUUAGACCUCUGCUGGGCCAGAUGGGAUGGCCUAACGAUUGUUAUCCAACAGCUUCUUCGAUGCCAUUUGAGCAUCGAGCAUGCGGUGUACGAUCGGGAUCAUUUCCCAGCAACACGCCUCGGUUUCCCCAUGCUGGAGUCGGGCGAUGCUUCACCAAACACCACCAAAAAAGGACAGCGAACAGUAUAG